Angiostrongylus costaricensis is the source of this 762-nucleotide messenger RNA. Lineage: Eukaryota; Metazoa; Nematoda; Chromadorea; Rhabditida; Metastrongylidae. The record is from the annotation of a GenBank genome assembly.
AUGUUGUUCUCGCCGAAAAUUGGUCUAUUUCUCAAAACUCCUGUCAACAUUAUCGAUUUUAUCGCGACGAUUUCGUUCUAUAUUGAUUGGGCACUCGACAGUGUGUUGUCCGGAGCGAAUCGAGAUUCCGUCGAAUUCUUCUCAAUAAUCCGAAUUCUUCGACUGUUCAAGCUCACCAAACAUUCCGUCGGACUGAAAAUACUUAUUCAAACCUUCAAGGCAUCUGCUCAGGAGUUGUUCCUCUUGGUGUUCUUCGUGUUGCUUGGCAUCGUCAUCUUCGCAGCGCUUGUCUAUUAUGCUGAGCGUGUUGAGGACAAUCCCGACAACCAAUUCAACUCAAUACCAGUCGGAUUAUGGUGGGCAGUGAUCACCAUAUGCACAAUCGGAUUUGGCGAUUUAGUUCCAAAGACGUAUCUUGGUAUGAUGGUAGGUUCAGUGUGUGCGUUGAUGGGAGUGCUAACGAUCGCGCUACCAGUUCCAGUUAUUGUUUCCAAUUUCGCCAUGUUCUACUCACAUGCUCAGGCCAGGUCGAAACUGCCGAAGAAACGGCGACGAGUUCUGCAACCUCAUGAGAUCAAGCCGUUCGCGGGUCGCUCAACGACGGCUACACUUCUGAACUCCCUCGGGCCUAAACCAAAUUUCACAGAACGUAUCGGUGAUGGAAUAGGAGUUUUCGCACCCACUCCAUUGCUAGUGUGUCCUGAUCCUUCGAUGAAUGUGCGUAAUAGUCCGGUACGAAGCAAAGUGAAUAAAAUGUUAUAG